AUGUUUACGACCUUUAUCUUCUUUUACUCUUUUCUAUCCUUCAAUUUUGUUUUCUACGUCUUGGUUUCAUCCUACACUUUUCUUCUUUUUCUUCUCCUUUUGCUGCUUCUUUUUCUUCUUCUCUUUCUUUUUCUUCUUUUUCUUUUCAUUCUCAUUCUUCUUUUUAUUUUAUUUUCUUCUUCUUUUUCUUUUUUUUCUCCUCCUCCUACCCCCCUUUUUAAUCUCCUCCUCCUUUUUCUUUUUCUUUUUCUCCUUCUUCUUUUUCUCCUCCUCCUCUUUUUUCUUUUUCUUCUUCUUUUUCUUCUCCUUUUUUUUCUUUUUGUUUGUUUUCUUCUCCUCUUCUUUUUCUUCACCUCCUUCUUUUUCUUCUCUUCUUUCUUUUUUUCUUCGUCUUCACCUUUUUCUUUUUUUUCUUCUCAUUUCUUUUUCUUUUUCUUCUCAUCCUACUUCUCUUUAUUCUCCCCCUUCUUUUUCUUCUUCUUCUUCUUCUUUGUUUUGAUUUCGAGCAAGUCGAGGUAUCUAUCUAUCUAUCUAUCUAUCUAUCUAUCUAUCUAUCUAUCUAUCUAUCUAUCUCUCUCUCUCUCUCUCUCUCUCUAUAUAUAUAUAUAUAUAUAUAUAUAUAUAUAUAUAUACUGA
Molecule: messenger RNA, 636 nt
Organism: Acanthosepion pharaonis
Lineage: Eukaryota; Metazoa; Mollusca; Cephalopoda; Sepiida; Sepiidae
Source: the annotation of a GenBank genome assembly